Arvicanthis niloticus (Nile rat) is the source of this 1802-nucleotide messenger RNA. Its product is annotated as cytochrome P450 2C11. Gene Ontology annotation, molecular function: heme binding; oxidoreductase activity, acting on paired donors, with incorporation or reduction of molecular oxygen, reduced flavin or flavoprotein as one donor, and incorporation of one atom of oxygen; iron ion binding. Gene Ontology annotation, biological process: xenobiotic metabolic process. The record is from RefSeq and is a predicted model, not a curated record. Gene Ontology annotation, cellular component: intracellular membrane-bounded organelle; cytoplasm. NCBI's taxonomy places the organism in Eukaryota, Metazoa, Chordata, Mammalia, Rodentia, Muridae.
UUGAGUUAGCAGCUAACAUUAAAAGCCCUGGGCUGCAAGCUCACAGGAGUCUUCCUGAGAAGACAAAGCUGCCAUGGAUCCAGUCCUGGUCCUGGUGCUCACUCUCUCCUGUCUGCUUCUCUCACUCUGGAGACAGAGCUCUGGGAGAGGGAAGCUCCCUCCUGGCCCCACUCCUCUCCCACUUGUUGGAAACAUCUUUCAGAUAGAUGUGAAGAACAUCGGCCAAUCUAUAAAAAAAUUCUCAAAAGUCUACGGCCCUGUAUUUACUCUGUAUUUUGGUAUGAAGCCUUCUGUGGUGUUGUAUGGGUAUGAAGCCGUGAAGGAAGCUCUUGUUGAUCUAGGAGAGGAAUUUUCUGGAAGAGGCAGUUUUCCAGUAUCUGAAAAAGUUAACAAAGGCCUUGGAAUCAUUUUUAGCAAUGGGAUGCAAUGGAAGGAGAUUCGGCGUUUCUCCAUCAUGACCCUGAGGAAUUUCGGGAUGGGCAAGAGGAGCAUUGAGGAUCGUGUUCAAGAGGAGGCUCGGUGCCUUGUGGAGGAACUGAGGAAUAGCAAAGGUGCUCCCUGUGAUCCCACCUUUAUCCUGGGCUGUGCGCCCUGCAAUGUGAUCUGCUCCAUUAUUUUCCAGAAGCGCUUUGAUUAUAAAGAUCAGACUUUUCUUAACUUGAUGGAUAAAUUUAAUGAAAACUUCAGGCUCUUGAGCACACCAUGGAUACAGGUCUGCAAUACUUUCCCUGCCAUUAUUGAUUAUUUACCUGGAAGUCAUAACCAAGUACUUAAGAAUUUUUUCUAUAUAAAAAACUAUGUUUUGGAGAAAGUAAAAGAACACCAAGAGUCCUUGGACAUGAACAACCCUCGGGACUUUAUUGACUGUUUCUUGAUCAAAAUGGAACAGGAAAAGCACAAUCCCAAGUCAGAGUUUACCCAUGAAAGCUUGGUGGCUACUGUAACUGACAUGUUUGGAGCUGGAACAGAAACAACAAGUACCACUCUGAGGUAUGGACUCCUGCUGUUGCUGAAGCAUGUGGAUGUCACAGCUAAAGUCCAGGAAGAGAUAGAACGUGUAGUUGGCAGAAACCGGAGCCCCUGCAUGCAGGACAGGAGCCACAUGCCCUACACAGAUGCUGUAGUGCAUGAGAUCCAGAGAUAUAUUGACCUUAUCCCCACGAACCUGCCUCAUUCAGUGACCCAUGAUGUAAAAUUUAGAAACUACUUCAUCCCCAAGGGUACCACUGUGAUAACAUCACUGACAUCUCUGCUGCAUGAUGACAAAGAAUUUCCUAAUCCAGAGAAGUUUGACCCUGGUCACUUUCUAGAUGAAAGAGGCAACUUUAAGAAGAGUGACUACUUUGUGCCAUUCUCAGCAGGAAAGCGGAUGUGUGCAGGAGAAGGCCUGGCUCGUAUGGAGCUGUUUCUGUUCUUUACCACCAUUUUACAGAAUUUUAACCUGAAGCCUCUGGUUGAUGUAAAGGACAUUGAAACAACACCAAUUGUCAACGGAUUUGGCCAUGUGCCCCCUUUGUACCAGGCUUGUUUUAUUCCUGUGUAAAGGGCAGACUCUCUAUGCUCUUAUCUGCAGUGACUCCUGUGAGGGUUCUGUCUACUUCAUUCUUGGUACUAUAGUGGCUUUCAGUCACAUUUCUCCAUCCUAUUUCUAUCCAGUGAACAUCAAACCUUAUCCAGCAGAGUUCUGAGUCAAUACACAGUUCCUCUUCCUGUUCCAUGUAUUUUGUGACACUCCCAUGCAGUACUUACAUAGUAAGUGCGAAUACUUCUAUGGCUCAGUUACUAUUAAUACUAUGUUUUCA